AUGCUGAAGCUUCUACGAUAUAAGGGGUCUUUGAGGCCUUUGACAACAAGGGAUCUCUGGCUCAAUUUUGAAAAAGAUUUUCUCAAAACUCAGCAGCGCCAUCAAUCAACUGAAAGUCCUGCACUCCCUGAAUCUGCAGAUGUUGUUAUAAUAGGUGGUGGUAGUGCUGGCUGUAAUACUCUCUAUCAAUUAUCUAAAAGAGGUGUUAAAGCUGUUCUUUUGGAAAAAGCAAAGGUAACUGCAGGUGAAACAUGGCACAGUGCAGGGCUUAUUCUUCAGAUGAGGAUGUCAGACACAGAAAUGCAGUUAAGAUCUGCAACGAAAAAAUUGUUAGGUGUUCUUCAGGAAGAAACAGGCGUUGACCCAAAGUGGGUCAACAAUGGAGCUAUAUAUUUGGCAAGAUCAAAGGUCCGAAUGGAUGAGUACAAAAGGAUGAGCACGCUGGCUAAAAACUUCAAUAUUGAGACACAUCUUUUGUCUCCUGCUGAAACAAAAGAUCUGUUUCCACUCCUUGAUACUGCCCUGAUUCAAGGUUCUCUGUACUGCCCCAGCGAUGGUGUGGUUGAUCCUACUGCUUUUUGUCAAGCUCUGAACACAGCUGCCAUCAAUAGUGGUGCCGAGAUAGUUGAAAAUUGCCCCGUCACAAAAAUAAUUACUGGGAAGAGCCAAUUUGGAUACAAACAAGUAGAAGGUGUUCAAACUCCAUAUGGAACAAUAAAGACUAAAUGUAUAGUCAAUGCUACAGGUGCUUGGGCAGGAAAUCUUUCUCGAAUGGCUGGCCUAGAUGUACCUGUAGUACCCUUACUACACGCAUAUGUUGUCAGUUCUCCUAUGCAGUCAAUUACUCGUACUUUACCGAACGUGAAAGAUUCCGAUGGGAGAAUCUAUUUCAGGGUGAAAGGAGGUUCUCUUUGUGUCGGUGGUUUUGAGUACAACCCAAUAUUUUUAGAUCAAUUAUCUGAAGAUCAUGCCUUUGAGUUGUUUGAACUAGAUUGGAAAGUGUUUGAAGCCCACAUGCAAAAUGCCAUUGAUAUAUUACCAGCCUUUGAAACCACUGGAAUCAAGACUACAGUUUGUGGAACUGAAACGUUCACCCCUGAUUUGAAGCCUUUGAUAGGAGAGGACCCUAGGUUGUUAGGCUUCUAUCAUAUGUGUGGGUUCAAUGCAUCUGGAGUUGUGAUGAGUGGUGGCUGUGGUGAGCAGUUAGCCAAGUGGAUUAUACAUGGAAGACCAGAUUUUCAUAUGUACAGCUAUGAUAUUAGGCGAUUUACUCCAGAACAACUUGGAAAUAAAGCUUGGGCAAAAGAAAGAUCUCAUGAAAGUUAUGUGAAUAAUUAUAAAAUUAUAUAUCCACAUGACGAUCCAUUAGCUGGCAGGAACCUUAAACAGGACCCAUUUUAUGAAGAAUUACUCGUUGCUGGAGCAGUUUAUGAACAGGCACAAGGCUAUGAAAGACCAGGGUGGUUUAAUCCUCAAGGGUACUGUCCUAUACCUACAUACGAUUGGUACGGUGCCUAUGGUACUCCAAGGAAUCUUGAUAAAAGAUAUUUAACCCUGUUGAAAGGAGACCAUUCUUUUGGAUUUUCUAAACAUCACCUUGCUAUCGGAUCAGAAUGCCUAGCUUGUCGUGAGCAAGUUGUGAUGAUGGACUUUUCUUACUUUUGUAAAUUAUAUAUGAUUGGCCCUGAUACUCAGAGAGCAGCCGAUUGGAUAUUUACUGCUGACACAGAUGUUCCUUUCGACCAGGUUGUCUAUACGUGCCUUCUCAAUGAAAGUGCUGGAAUCGAAGCUGAUCUUACUGUUGUUCCAAUUAGGCCUGGUACUGGAACCAUGGCAAAUCCCAUUUUUAAGGGACGUGGAAUGUAUAUAGUUGCCGGUGGUGCUUCAGCUUCACAAACUAGAGCACACAUUAUGUCAGUGAUAAAGAAAAAAGGAUUUAAAGUGGACAUAACUGAUUUCUCAUCUCAAGUGGGGCUGUUAGCUAUCCAGGGUCCUGCCAGCCGUGAACUUCUACAAAAUCUAGUGGACUGCGAUCUAAGAGAUGAAAACUUUCCAUAUAAAACAUCACGUGUCAUUAAGUUGGCUGGCAUCGAGGUGAGAGCUAUGAGGACCAGUUUUGUUGGAGAACUCGGUUGGGAAAUUCAUGUGCCUGAACAUGCCUGCAUUCCGGUAUACUUGGCCCUCUGGGAAGUGGGUAGAAAUUAUGGUCUAAGACAUGCAGGAUACAGAGCACUUUACUCCUUGUGCUCGGAGAAAGGUUACAGAUUAUGGAAUUCGGACGUAAGAGUUGACGAUAAUCCUGUCGAAGCAGGACUGGACUAUACAUGUAGAUCAGAAGGGGAGUAUUUAGGUAAAAAAGCUUUAGAAGAAGUUUUGCAGAAUGGAAUUAAAAAGAGACAUGUCUUCAUCACAGUGACUGACUCUAUACCUCUCUAUGGCAUGGAAACUAUCUGGAGAAAUGGAGAAAUAGUUGGUUACCUAAGGAGGGGAGAAUAUGGUUUUUCUCUUGGUUGCAGCGUAGCUCAAGGAUAUGUGAGAUGUCCAAAUGGAGAUAAUGUAACCACUGAAUUCAUAGAAUCUGGCAAUUAUGAAGUGGAAGUGCUCGGAGUUCGUCAUAAAGCAGAGAUUCACCUCAAGAGCCCCUUUGACCCAGAGAACAAAAGACUUCAAGGCAUUUAUGAUGAACCUCUUCCAGUAAGGCAGAGCUUUGAGCAGUAA
Nezara viridula (southern green stink bug) is the source of this 2718-nucleotide messenger RNA. Lineage: Eukaryota; Metazoa; Arthropoda; Insecta; Hemiptera; Pentatomidae. The record is from the annotation of a GenBank genome assembly.